This is a messenger RNA of Venturia canescens, 5180 nucleotides long. It is a transcript of the gene Ac3, whose product is annotated as Adenylate cyclase 3. Gene Ontology annotation, biological process: cAMP biosynthetic process; intracellular signal transduction; adenylate cyclase-activating G protein-coupled receptor signaling pathway. The coding region runs from base 1101 to 4094 and encodes 997 amino acids. Gene Ontology annotation, cellular component: plasma membrane. The transcript has 9 exons. Gene Ontology annotation, molecular function: adenylate cyclase activity. Lineage: Eukaryota; Metazoa; Arthropoda; Insecta; Hymenoptera; Ichneumonidae. The record is from RefSeq and is a predicted model, not a curated record.
UGGAAAAAAACGGCGACAAUGCUCGGGCAAUGCGCUUGGUGAGAACGCAACGAAGCUACGAAGAAGGCCAGAAGUGCUGGUAGUAACCCGGCCAGUCCCCCGCACGCGGGCGGUGCACAUCCAACAUCAUCCACGGCCCGUUCCCUCUCGCAACUUCAAGUGACACCGACACACCUGUACUGGACGUGAUUCACACACCAGAACAAACAGCAAACAACGAAAUAAAAAUUUGACUAAUUAACGGAAUAUUCGUGCCCAGUCUGAAAAUUACCACAUCCAUUGUCGCUGAUCGAUUAACAGCAGCUACCCCCGAGCAAAAUUAUUUCGGAAACACAACAACGCAUUCGGGAGUUUAGAGUAACUUGAAGAUUCUUAUUGUUGAAAGUGAACACCCGGACUUAUUUUGCAAGAAGAAUCAAGCAAAAUCAAACAACUCCAAAGUCGAGUCAGUUUCAUGAGUGAAUUAGAAUGUGCCGGGUACCCAUUUACAGGCUUUCUGGUACGCUGAAUAGUGUAAUCCCCCUCUGAUUCUGUUUGAAUCUUCCUCAUUAGUUUUCAAUUGCAAUUCUUCAAAGUCAGACUGAUGCUGUCAACAAUGAGAGAACGAGUUUUCUCAAUAAUUCAAGGACCAACAGUCCUGUACAAGAAAUUGAAAGGUGCGUCUUUUGAGACUAAAAUGGAACACACCACAUAAAUCCCGAGAAUUUAUUACUACAACUUAAUUGGUAAUAGUGAACCUUGGGAUCCGAAAUUAUCGAUCUUUUGAUAAACACCGAUCGAAGUUCUAGCCGAAUAAUAGUGUAAACCAGGGAACAAGUGCCUGGAGAUUUUCCUUUCGGGAGUGCGACGCCGAGUGUGUUGACACAAAAGUCAAGAGAUCCAUGGUGUGACGCCAAAUGUCAACUGCCUUUUUAAAAGAAUGAAGUGUCAAGGGAAAAAGUGGUGGAAAAAAAUUGGCCCUGGUAUAGGGACAAUCUAGUGCUAUUAUAUAAUUUCAGAAAAACAACUCGGAGUAUCGAAUGGUGGAAAGAACGUACAAUUAAAUUUGCGAGUACAUAAAUCACGUGCAAUAGUGACGAAAGUAUAGUAGGGAAGUGAUCAUGUCUCAACGUCCGAUACCACCUAACGAGGAGUCCUACCUCAAAUCCGGGCGCCCCUCUAAUCUCUUGAAGACCAGUUUUUCCAGCUCCAAGCUAGAAAAGCUCUACAGGGCAAGCUCGUUACAACAGAGACGUGGUGGACUCCACUGUUUUCUUUUGUCAGCAAUAUUGUUUGACAUUUACACGUUGGCAUCACCGGAACCUGAGUUACCGGCUCGUGGCAUAACAGCUGUAUUUUUGGGUUUGAAUUUGGCCCUUCUAGCGCUUGCUGAGAGCGGGACCCGAGCAAGGGACGCUCUAUGGUCGGCAAUUCCACAUUUAGCCUGGCACAUAUCUACUGGACAACUUCUUGUUCAGUUAUUCUUCAAAUCAACUGAAGUUGUGCCUAGAGAUGGUCUUGGAUGGCUGCUUCUGUUGCUGUAUUUGCUCUUUGCAACCCUACCUCUGAGACUACUCCACUGCGCCUUUUUAGCAUUUGGCACAGCGACAACUUACAUCGUUGCAGUUGUCGGCCUCGCUAAAAUUCCGACACAAACGCCCAUCGAAGUUCUGAUAAUAACGGUUUCGCUAUCAGCAUGUGCAGCUGCCCUCGGAGCCUCAAGUUAUUCCCUCGCUGAGUUCCAGCAGCGUCGAGCUUUUCUCGAAACACGUCAGAGCCUCGAAGUUCAGCUCAUUAUUGAGGAACAAAGUGCCGAACAGGAGCGUUUGCUGCUCAGCGUUUUACCUCAACAUGUGGCAGUCAAAAUGAGAGAGGAUCUUGGCGCUUCGCUCGAUACUCAAUUCAAAAAAAUUUACAUGUCAAGACAUGAGAAUGUAUCCAUACUUUACGCAGAUAUUGUUGGAUUUACGGCAAUCUCAUCAACUUACAGCGCCAGUGAACUUGUCAAAAUACUCAACGAACUUUUCGCUCGUUUUGAUCAGCUCAGCGAAAGAUACGAACAACUGCGGAUAAAAAUUCUUGGAGACUGUUAUUACUGCAUAAGCGGAGCACCGAACGAACGACCGGACCAUGCAGUAUUAAGCGUCCAUAUGGGUCUCUCAAUGGUUGAUGCGAUCAAAUACGUCCAAGCUACCACCAAUAGUCCUGUCGAUAUGCGGGUUGGAAUACAUACUGGCGCCGUAUUAGCUGGUGUACUCGGUCAAAGACAAUGGCAAUUUGAUGUUUACAGCAAGGAUGUCGAGCUUGCCAAUAAAAUGGAAAGCAGUGGAAUGGCAGGUAGAGUGCACAUUUCUAAUGCGACUCUGAGUUUUCUAAAUGGGGAGUUUGAGGUGGAACCGGCUUAUGGUGAGCGACGCGAGGAGGCUUUACAGAAAGCCGGUCUGGUGACCUAUUUUAUUGUGAGGGCUCUAAAGCCCUUCAAGCCGGCAAUCACGAAAAGCCUGGCAUCCCUAGCCGAUGCUGAGCCUUCGAACGACCAACUUGCUAUGGAAUAUGUGGAUGGCAGGAAUAAGGAAGAUUCUGAAGACUUUAGACUUCGGCUGCGAAAAGAACUUGAUAAUCGAGACGGUGGAGCGGAACUGCGGGGUCACGCUUCCUGGCUGACCCUACAUUUCAUAGAUCCGAAUGUGGAGGCUGCGUUCCACACAAGUGGCGAAGCUUUCUCACCCCUCUCAUUACUCGGUGGUCCACUUGUGAUGGUUUGCACCGCACCCAUUUGGAGAGUCCAGCCAUGGGGACCAUUUACCUGGGGUGGGGCGGGCGUUGUCACCUUGUUUGGGAUUGUUCUCGCCGGUGCAACUUGCCUCGGGAGCGCUGUUAGAGCUAGAUGGCUCAGAAGGACUCUUGCACUACUAAUGAUUUCGUCCCUAAGUGUAUUUAUACUUCUUGAUAUGGCAAAUUGCGCAAUUAUCGAAGAAGCCAAAGCGCCAACAAAUGCCUCGUUGACCUGGUCACUUCGUUGUCCGUAUCCAUCGUAUUACUCCUACGUCGGUGUUUUGGCCUUAAUCGUGAUAUCGAUGCCGGCGUACAUCAAUUAUCUUGGAAAAUCGGUGUUGAUGUUCGUCCUCGCAGGUGCACAAUGCGCUGUUAAUAUCAUGAUACUAGGACCAAGUCUUGAUCGCGAAGAUGUUGCCUCAUAUCCACCAGGACCCGUGCCAUUUCCACUCAAAUACUCACUAUCCGCAAUUUUAUUGACCGUUGCUGCAACUCUCGUUGUUGUUGCCAGAUAUGCAGAAAAAGCGAGAAGAAUACUUUAUCUCCGUGGCAGAGAAGUUAUCGAGCAAAGAGAACGAGCUUGUGACAUGAAACGACGAAACGGUGUUCUGAUUUAUAACAUUUUGCCGCCACACGUUGCUGCAUAUUUUCUUUCAACAGCGAGACAUCACGACGAUCUUUAUAGCCAAAGUUACGCCGAGGUCGGAGUACUUUUUGCGAGUAUGCCGAAUUUCGCUGAUUUCUACAGUGAGGACAGUAUAAACAAUCAGGGUCUUGAGUGUCUUAGGUUUCUCAAUGAGGUCAUAUCCGACUUCGACGCGAUCCUGGACCAAGCCAAAUUUAAAGACAUAAUUAAAAUAAAAACAAUAGGCUCGACAUAUAUGGCAGCUUCAGGAAUAACAGAAUCUAACGAGCCAGAGGAUGGGCCAAGGUGGGGGCAUCUUUCGGUGCUCGUUGAAUUUGCUCUCGAACUGAAAAAAGCACUUUCGGGUAUAAACGAACAGAGCUUCAACCAUUUCGUUCUUAAAAUGGGUAUCAACCAUGGUCCUGUGACGGCCGGUGUGAUUGGAGCGAGAAAACCUCAUUAUGAUAUUUGGGGAAACACCGUGAACGUUGCUUCAAGAAUGGAAAGCACAGGAAAAGUGGCUCACAUACAGGUGACGGAUGAGACUCGAAAAAUUCUCGAACCAUUUGGUUUUGGUUUCGAACAACGUGGUCUGGUCUUUGUUAAAGGAAAAGGUCAGCUAUUGACCCAUUAUUUGGUGGCUAAAGAUGGUGUUCCAUUAGGUCUGGAUAGUGAUCUUCCUGUUGAACCGACUCAUCCAAUUAUAUAUCAGUAAAACAAAUCAUCGGUAGGAAAAGAAGAACUAAAUUGUACGUUAGAAAAUACUCGAUAAAGCUAAGAGUAUAGAAAAAAAUAUGACGGCUAAGAAAAGGUUAAGAAAAAGAAAAAGAAGGAAGCACACCUCGAAGCUGCAAUUGAAGCACGCGAAGCGUGCGGAAAAGUUUUUUUUAUAGAUUGAUAUGUAUUCUCUCUUGAAACUAAAGAAAAAGGACCGUCUGUUAACGAGACACAACUCAAGUCAAAGAGCUUGGUAAAAAAUCGAAAUUGACCGGUUGGUUUAAAGAUUUUCAACUAGAUUCCGAGGUAUUGAAAAUGAAAACUUUAGUAAGGGAAAGAGAAAGGGCAAGGAGGAAGAAAUGAGAACAAAGUGAUCCUAACGAGAGGGGAUAUAAACCUGCCGGGGAUAUAAAAAUAAAAAUACCAACCCUCUGUGCCAGAGCUGGAGGAUUGCCUGGAAGUCUGAAAAUAAUGAAAAAAUGAGGUGGAAAAAGAUUUCGACCCUCGCUUCCCUGUUCCAGCAAAAAAUGGUGUGUAAAAAGAUGUCUGCGAAUUCAGAAAGAAACUGCGGAACAAGAGGACACAAAGCAAAUAAAAAGAAAAUCUUUUUGCCGCUUAUUCUUACAUAAUCCAAUUUGAUGAGGUAAAAGAGUAGCUGGGACGGAAAAAAAAUAAUCAAGCUUUUCUUGGUAGCUGAAGGGUUUCGAUGGUGUCUUUGAAAACGAAACUGCUACACAGACUGUGUCAUCACUCGCCCCGAAGCUUCACGUUCGAUGCAAAAAAAGAUUGAAGUUAAGGGUGGGUAGGCGCUAAGACAAGGGUUGAACGCUAGUCGAUCAAUGAAAUGCUUAGCGAGCUUAUCACGCACUCAGAAAUCUGCGGUCGAAUAUUUUUAUCCAGCAAAAUUCAUAAUUAUUUCAUCACAUUUUUCUCGAACAUCUAUUACUGAUGUUUAUAUUCCUUUAUGGCCAAUUUUUUUUCGAUUUCACAAAACUUACAGUACAUUUAAUGAAACUGACUGAAUUAUUCUUCAGAACUUCCUGUGCUAAACUCAUAAAGAAACUUUUGGCCACCGGGCAGUUGG